ACAAAUGACAUCAUCAUUUGACAUGUAAUGGUUGACAAUUUAUUUAUCAUGUUUACCUAGGUGUUUCUAAUCCAGAACCACCAAACCCACAAUCAGUGUAUAUGGUAGAAACACAACUUUGUUAACACUAAAAAACCGCCCUCUUGGUUGGUUUAUGAUGCAGUUCAUGCUAUUAUUUAGCCGACAAGGCAAACUCCGUCUACAAAAAUGGUACGUGGCACACCCCGACAAGCUAAAGAAAAAAAUAACCCGGGAACUGAUCACCACGAUAUUAGCCCGAAAACCAAAAAUGUGCAGCUUCUUGGAGUGGAGAGACUUGAAAAUCGUUUAUAAGCGAUACGCCAGUUUGUACUUUUGUUGCGCUAUCGAGCAAGAAGACAACGAGCUGCUCACGCUGGAAGUAAUUCACAGAUACGUGGAGUUGCUCGAUAAGUAUUUCGGAAGCGUGUGCGAAUUGGACAUAAUUUUUAACUUCGAGAAGGCGUAUUUUAUCCUGGACGAACUACUUCUAGGAGGGGAAAUUCAGGAGACCAGCAAAAAGACAAUACUCAAAGCAAUAGCGGCCCAGGAUCUCUUACAAGAGGAUGAAGCGGUGGAAGGUGCUUUAAGGGACAUUGGUUUGCUGUAGCCUCGUACACGAAGACACAACUACACAUUUUCCGAAGAAAUUUUCUCCUUGUCUCAAAAAAUCUAUUUUUUUAAUACCGACGAGCAAUAAGUCUUUCGAACAGUCGAUUUUGUUUUCAGAACGUGAUUUGCUUGCCCAGUGCUUAAGAUAAGUAGUUAUUCACACUUUUUUGUUGUAUAAUGUUAAACUACGUCAUUGUGUACUCAGCGUAUACACAACACUUCAUUAAUGAAACUUCCAUUUUAUAUUCGCACCAAUAUACCUACAGCGCACGAUGUGAUUGUCCAUUUGUGUCUCCAGAACUAAUUAACUUGCCAUGUACUAAUAUUUUUGGUAGUUAUUAUUUACUAUUAACACUUCUGAUGGGUACUUGUAGUUGUAAUACAGUAUUUAAUAUACGAAGAUAAGUAGA
This is a messenger RNA of Zophobas morio, 1040 nucleotides long. RefSeq names its product AP-1 complex subunit sigma-2 (gene AP-1sigma). Gene Ontology annotation, biological process: intracellular protein transport; vesicle-mediated transport. The coding region runs from base 155 to 628 and encodes 157 amino acids. Gene Ontology annotation, molecular function: clathrin-cargo adaptor activity. Lineage: Eukaryota; Metazoa; Arthropoda; Insecta; Coleoptera; Tenebrionidae. The record is from RefSeq and is a predicted model, not a curated record. Gene Ontology annotation, cellular component: AP-1 adaptor complex; intracellular membrane-bounded organelle; membrane coat. The transcript is spliced from 5 exons.